Symsagittifera roscoffensis is the source of this 1779-nucleotide messenger RNA. RefSeq names its product serine/threonine-protein kinase RIO1-like. The coding region runs from base 92 to 1732 and encodes 546 amino acids. Gene Ontology annotation, biological process: maturation of SSU-rRNA. The transcript is spliced from 8 exons. The record is from RefSeq and is a predicted model, not a curated record. Gene Ontology annotation, cellular component: preribosome, small subunit precursor; cytosol. Gene Ontology annotation, molecular function: protein serine/threonine kinase activity; ATP binding. Lineage: Eukaryota; Metazoa; Xenacoelomorpha; Acoela; Convolutidae.
UAAACUUAUUAAAUAGAGAUUAUCUGAGGUUUGCUGCUGGUGUUAAGUUCUAAUUCUUGAAAGCAUCGCAACUGAAGUGCAUAAAAUAUAAAUGGCAGAAACUGAGUUGGUUGUACAUGCAACUGUUAGUGAUACCUCGGAAAUAACAACCGAUAUAGCAAACACAGACGAAGCUAACGCUUUGAACGAGUUGUCCUCGGGUGAAAGCGACAGCGAAGAAUGCCAAGAUGAAGAUGUCUACGAACAGCAAUUAGCCGAAGCUGAGAUGGCAGAACUGGUGAAGGAGUUGCAGUUGGACGAUGACUACGGCGACAAUUGUGUGAGUGCGACGUUUUCAACGAAACAGUUCUGUCAGAAGUAUGAACACAAAGUGGACGUUGGAAUGUAUUCGAAGAAGCUGGACGGAGACCGUGCGCGUGAGCGUGACAAAUCAGACAGAGCAACCACAGAACAGGUGAUGGAUCCUCGCACGAGAAUUAUCCUGUUUAGACUGCUAGCUAGGAAGGUCAUUUCAUCCAUCAAUGGGUGUGUCUCUACGGGAAAAGAGGCUAAUGUUUAUCAUGGUACGAGUGAUGCACAUGGACAGUGUGCUAUUAAGGUUUUCAAAACAUCUAUACUGACAUUCAAAGACAGAGACAGAUACAUCUCGGGUGAGUACAGAUUCAGAAAUGGAUACUGCAGGGGGAAUAACAGGAAGAUGGUGCAGACAUGGGCGGAGAAGGAGUUCAGGAAUCUCACCAGGUUCCACAACUCUGCACUUCCUUGUCCCAAUCCAAUCAUGCUCAAAGGUCACGUCCUGGUGAUGGAGUUCCUCGGAAGCGAUGACGGAUACCCAGCUCCUAAAUUGAAAGACGCAAACCUCUCCGAGUCGAAACUGCGCGAACUGUACUUCCAAAUUGUGAGAGAUAUGCGAACUAUGUACUGGGAAGUGAAACUUACCCACGCCGAUUUCUCAGAAUACAACAUCCUUUAUCACAAUGGGCAAGCUUAUUACAUUGACGUGUCGCAAUCAGUAGAAAGCAACCACCCGAACGCAUUGAACUUCCUGAGAAUGGAUUGCACAAAUAUUACUAACUUUUUCAAGAAGAAUAAACUACCAGUUAUGACUAUGCGUGAAUUGUUUGAGUUUAUAACCAGCCCGACUAUUGAUAACCCGAUUCGAUAUUUGGAGUUGAUGUCUGAAAAAGUAGGCGGAAGGGCAAAUGAAACGCUAGAAAUUGAAGAUAAAGAAUUCGAAGAAAUGAUUAGAAAUAAGAAACAUGAGAAAACGAAGAAAGGAAAAGGUGAAAAUAUUGACGAUGAGACCUUUCAAAAAGUUUUCAUUCCGCAGAAUUUGCACCAAGUCGUGGACGCGGAAAAAGAUAUUGAAAAAUUGAACACGGAGAGUGAAAAAGACUUGUAUUACAAAUCAGUUGUCAGUUUUGUCGACAAACCAAAACUCAAAUCACGCACUUCAGAAAACACAGACGAUAACUCUUCUAUCUCCGAUUCAAAUUCAGAAAGCGAAGACGAGGAUAAUUUAUCUGAAGAUGAAAAUGGUGACAAGAAAGAAUCAAAAGAAGUGCCUUGGAUGUUCAUUCGGAAGAAAGGCGAAACGGCAGAAGAGCGAAAAGAGAGAAAGAAGGCAGUUAAGCAGAUACAAAAAGAGGGCAGAGAGAACAAAAAGCCGAAACAUGUGAAGAAAAGAGAGGAAAAAGUGUGUAAAAUAAGGAAACAUGGAAAGAAAGCAUAGAUUUAUAUAAAGUGUUUUGCGUGGUAAUAUAUAAAAAUUUUCAAUCA